CGUUAGCGCACUAGUACACACACGCGCACACACCCCGUGGGCGGGCGAUUCAGACUGGGAAAACUACGGCUAUCUCUCCCAAAUCGCUCGCUUUUCUUUCUUUAAACGUCGAGCAGCAAUGUCUUCAGAUACGGAGACGUUAUCGGAGCAGGGUGGUGAGACACAGGAAACUCAGGACCCUAACUCAAAUCCUGUGAAGACAGAGGAGGCCAAACUCAAAGCCAAGUAUCCUAACUUAGGACAGAAGCCAGGCGGGUCAGACUUUUUGAUGAAAAGACUUCAGAAAGGACAAAAGUACUUUGAUUCAGGUGAUUACAACAUGGCCAAGGCCAAGAUGAAGAACAAGCAGUUGCCGGCAGCGACUGGUCCAGAAAAGAGUAUCGUCACCGGAGACCACAUUCCAACUCCGCAAGACUUGCCACAAAGAAAGUCUUCUUUAGUCACAAGCAAACUGGUCGGCUAAUCACUACCUCAGGUCUCAAGUGACCCCGUCCCCAACCUCCUCUCCUCAGCUUCCAAGCUCCACCGGGGUUAGUUGCACACGAUUUGCUUUAUAUUUGGGGUUGUAAGGCUUAGGUUAACCUCCUCUUCCAUCUCAACAGCUCUAGCCUGAUCCAUCACCCUCUGCCCCCUCACUGUCCCAACCCCACACACAUCUGGGUAGGGAGCAAUCAGUUCAGUGAAGGGCCAGUCAAGGUGAGCGGCCUCUCUGGACUAUAAUGCACUUUAUGAUCUACUUACCCUCAACAUGAAUGAGAUCAAACUCUUUGUUUAAAAAAAAACGUGGAAGCUACAAAAAGUAUAGUUAGAUGCCUAAUCAGUAUAAUAAUGUCAUUUACACAGAGUUCACAGAGAUGAUUCUCUUUGUCCUUUGUUAUUAUCAGCUUAAGAUUGUUUGUUUUGUAAUUGCUUGUAGACGUCACAUAGUUUCGGCACCAAAUGCAUGUUGGCCACGUUUGUAAAUGUUCAUUUCGAUCUGAUGAAAUCAUAUUUGAGCUUUUUUUUAAUUAUUAUUAUUAUUCAAGUUACUAACAUCAAUCUGCACAUCAACAGGCUAAUGUUAGUGCGAAAGCAGAGUAAAAUGUAUAUUUAUGUGCCAUGAUAAUCAAAAGUGCUUAAAUUAAGGAACUGACCCAGCACAAACCUGAACAUGUUCCUGAAGCUUCAGGGCACCUAAUUUCACAUGGUUUCAGAACACCAUGUGGCCUUGUACUGAAUGGAUAGAUAAGUGGAAUAGCUCAGGCUCCAGCUUGGGCACUGAUACUGGUACUUUAAUGACCAUAAAUGUUAUUGUAAAUGAUUGAUUAAUUUCUUCUGUAGUUUGGUACAGGCCAACAAUUAACAAGGUACAGUCAUUCAGGCUAUGAUAGCAAAGUAGCCCCUCGUAUUAGACGUGCUGCUGUGUUGAGUGAAGACACUAAGAGGGAAGCUGAGAAACACGUGUUGUUUUUUUUUAGUGAUCAAAUACUUUUGAGUAGUCUCACUGAAUGACUGUAUUGAGCUAAAAAUUGUUAACAUAUAACUAAUUUAUCUUUUACAUCGUUUACAUGCCUGGGUUUCUGACCACUGGUCAGCUAAGAUAGAUGAUUUGUAGCUGCGAUAGUGUAGCUUUAGCUUUUUGGGACACCAAAGUUUGUGUUCAGGUCUUGAUGAUGAAACCUUAGCUCAGAAUCGAUUCCAUACAAAAAUACACCCAAAGCAGGGGGUAUAAUGUUAUUCCCUUAAUCCUUAUGAUAUUACAUUCCCUUGACUCUAGUUCAAAUCCCUUCGUGAAUUAUUUCUGAAGUACAGACUACGGGUGGACAUGGAUGGGGCAAAUCAAGUAACCUUCACGAACAUGAGAUGUGGCGGUACAUGUAUUCAGCAUAUAUUCAGGGAAGAACACACUUUAAUAGCAUAAUCCUAUUCAUCAUCUGCAGAAUGAGAGGGACUCUUUAGUCUCAUACUUCUCACAACCACGGGAAAGACGAUGAAUGUUAGAAUUAUCGCUUGUAAGUUUGUUGAUGCUGUUAUUAAUAUGGUGGAUGGAGGAAACUGGCAGGAUGAAAGGUAUGUUUUUUUUUUUUUUUGAGUGAUUGUUCAAGUCUGAAUGUUGAGUGUUUAUUUGAGUAAAUGUUAUGUUGUACAGUGUUGUACCAUAUACUCUUUUAGCUGCUCCCAAAUUGUAAAUAGACAGUUAUUUUAAUAUUUUUAAUUUGGGCCCCACAUGAAACGCACGUGCCCUUUAUUAAUCAAGCUGUCUGUCCAUCUGUCCAACAGUUUAGAAAAUGCACAUGUUUAAAUUUAUGUGCUUCUUCUGGCUGGUGAAUUUUAAAGCAGUGCAAUAAACUCAAUCAUAGAUAUUAAAGGCAGCAGAGUUUUAUUCUUUAAAUUGCUGAAUCAUGCUUAAUAUGAUUUCAGACAUAAAUUAAGAAGGUCAAUUUUGUUUUUCCAACUGGAUUUUCUUGUUUUGUUUUUAGUUUAGGCAAAGAUAAUAGAUAGAUAAUAUUAGCAUAAACCAACCCCCAUAUAAUUUUGUCAUUUUUUUUCUGGCACCAGCAUUUCUGUGGGGCCCUUUGUAAAGUGUCUCAGUUUAUUACAUUUAUUUAUCACAUUUAUUAUUAUCAGCGUCUCUUCUUUACUUUCUUACAAGUUCCUCAGUUAAUUACAGUAAAAAUUGUGUGUUUUCUUUUUUAAAGUUUUGUUUGACAUGAUGUCUUGUUUAUAAUUAAUAGAUAAAUAGAUUUUAUGUAAACAAGCUUGAUUACAGAUGUAAGGCUUGCUCUUGUCUACAGAGCGUAAACAAAAAUACUUCAGAAGGUGUAUAGCAUCAUUUUACGUAUUUUUAUGUAUGUUUUCAUUCUGGUUUCAUAGUGUCUGCAGAAAUUUUACAAAGUAGGGUCUUUUGGAGGGAUCUUCAGGAUAAAAAAAAUGCUUUAGAAACCAGAAGACUUGUCAUCCGAUUUGUCAGAACCUCCUAAUGCUUUUGAACAUCAAAAAAAAAAGAAAGAAAUCCACCUCAAUGCUUAAUGUGAACUGCCUCUUACACUGCUUGGACAUUUUGGAGUACCAGUACUGAUGUUAACUUUGAGUGUCAGUGUAUUCAGUGCUUUUACAUGAACAGACAUGCAUGCACCAUACGCCUGUGUAUUUUUGAUUUGGAAGACUAAACAUGAUUACAGUUAUGGGUUUGCCCUUGAUGAGCUUUACACAAGUAAAAAAAAUGAGACACAUGUGACUGAGGUGUGGAUAUGUGUCAUAAGCCAAUGACUGAGUGAACUUAAACAGGUUGUGAAAGAGCUGACAGUUUUUGCCUGAAUCUGAAAUAAAGUUUUGCAUUGACAUGA
This is a messenger RNA of Astyanax mexicanus (Mexican tetra), 3326 nucleotides long. RefSeq names its product endosulfine alpha b (gene ensab). Gene Ontology annotation, cellular component: cytoplasm. The transcript is spliced from 3 exons. Gene Ontology annotation, molecular function: protein phosphatase inhibitor activity. The coding region runs from base 119 to 463 and encodes 114 amino acids. The record is from RefSeq and is a predicted model, not a curated record. NCBI's taxonomy places the organism in Eukaryota, Metazoa, Chordata, Actinopteri, Characiformes, Acestrorhamphidae.